Sphaerodactylus townsendi is the source of this 1990-nucleotide messenger RNA. It is a transcript of the gene LRPAP1, whose product is annotated as LDL receptor related protein associated protein 1. Gene Ontology annotation, cellular component: plasma membrane; endoplasmic reticulum; endosome. Lineage: Eukaryota; Metazoa; Chordata; Lepidosauria; Squamata; Sphaerodactylidae. Gene Ontology annotation, biological process: negative regulation of receptor internalization; negative regulation of very-low-density lipoprotein particle clearance. The transcript is spliced from 8 exons. Bases 89 to 1150 code for a protein of 353 amino acids. The record is from RefSeq and is a predicted model, not a curated record. Gene Ontology annotation, molecular function: very-low-density lipoprotein particle receptor binding; low-density lipoprotein particle receptor binding; receptor antagonist activity.
GCCAGGCGCCUGCCCGGCGCGCGGUGCAUGGUGGGCGUCGCCGUUGUCCUGCCGCGCGGCUCUUGGGCGAUCUCUUGAGAGGCGCGCGAUGCCGCUGUGGGCUCCCGGCUCUGCCGCGCCGCUUCUCUUGCUCCUCCUGCUGCUGCCGCUGCUGCUGCCGCCGCCCUCGGCCCAGGCCCAGCCGGGGGGCCGCUACUCGCGCGAGGCCAACGAGGGCGCCCCGGCCGAGUUCCGCCUGCAGAGGCUGGAGCAGCUGUGGCAGAAGGCGCACCGGCUUCAUCUGUCUGCUGUGAAAUUGGCCGAGCUGCACAGCGACCUCAGGAUUCAAGAGAAGGAUGAACUGAGCUGGAAAAAACUGAAGGCUGAAGGGCUGGACGAAGAUGGAGAAAAAGAGGCCAAACUCAGGCGGAACCUGCACGUCAUUAUGGCUAAGUAUGGCCUGGAUGGAAAGAAGGAUGCUCAGCUUGGGGGCACAAACUUCAUCAAGGAUGGCCUAGAAAACGACGUGCUGGAUGAUCCCAGACUGGAGAAGCUGUGGAACAAGGCCAAAGCCUCCAACAUGUUCUCUGAGGAGGAGCUGGAGAAACUGCGGAGGGAGUUCACGCACCACAAAGAGAAAGUCCGUGACUACCACCUCUUGCUGGAGACCGUGAGUCGCACAGAAGAUAUCUCUAAAAACGUGAUCCAGCCCCUGGAGGAGGACGUGCUGAAGGAAGAGCUCUUGCACCAGAAGCACCGAGAGCUGAAGGAGAAACUCCAGAGCAUCAACCAGGGCUUCGAGCGGCUGCGCAAAGUCAGUCACCAGGGCUACGACGCCACCAGCGAGUUUGAAGAGCCCAGAGUGAUCGACUUGUGGGAUAUGGCGAAACUGGGCAAUUUUACGGAGCAAGAGCUUGAAUCACUUCGGGAAGAACUGAAACACUUUGAAGCAAAAGUUGAGAAGCACCAUCAUUAUCAGAAGCAGCUGGAGAUUUCACACGAGAAGCUGAAGCACGUGGAAGGGAUGGGGGAUAAGGAGCACCUGAGCAGGAGCAAGGAGAAGUACUCCGUGCUGGAAGGGAAGACCAAGGAGCUGGGCUACAAGGUCAAGAAGCACCUGCAGGAUUUGUCCGGCAGAAUCUCCCGAGGUCUUCAGCACAACGAACUCUGACACUCUUGGCUGGAAGCCGAGCGUCUGCGGACGGGUCCAGAGGCAAUUUUGAAUUCCUGCUGAGCGGAAUUGCUGGAAAUUCUGGUGGUUCUUGACUUUGGCGAGGAGGUUUUUUCAUUCCAAUUGUGUACUUCAAUCACACCCUUGAACCUUACUGUUAAUGUGGAAAUGGUCCACUUCGUAUGUUACAAUUUCCCCCCACAUUAUUUUAGUCUAAUAUCUGCAUCAAGCAGGCCUUUGAGGGGGGGCCUCAGUGAGCAAGAAGAGCUCAGUGGUUGGAAAGUGUGCUUCUCAGGGGUGGGGGUGUUGCUGUUUCAUGUAAUUGGGAAGGGGCUGCGCAAUGCCUUGUGAAGCUGUGAGUGCCCAGAGAGCCCCUCCUGUGAUAGCUUUCUGCCAUGACCUUGAGUUGGAAGUACGAAAGGGAUCAAAGACCAAAGCUCUGAAUCUUCUCCCCACCCCCCCACCCCCACCCCCAGGGAUCAGCAGCCGCUGCCCUUGGAAACUAGGCUUCGCAUCGUGGUCUGAAUGGGGCUCCCCCCCCUCUUGUCCCUGUCGCUCCAGCUGUAGAGCAGAGGCAGCUUGCGGGGGGGGCGGGGGGUCUUGCUUGAACCUUCAGGAAAUCCACAAAGAAGUGCUGCUCACUGAGGGAGGCUGGAUCCUGUUUGUGCUCCUGGGAUCCAGGAGCCUCUUGCCAGGAAGAGGAAGCCAGAAGAAGGAGGUGUGCAAGGGCCGAAAUGGGGGUGGGGGCCCUGAAGGGCGCAACUGAAGGACACUUCCCCCCCCCCGCCUCUCUCUGUCUUUCUGUUACAUCUUGUUAAAUAAAGGAAAAGUGAAAGAUGA